Messenger RNA from Morus notabilis, 621 nucleotides. RefSeq names its product peroxidase 4. Gene Ontology annotation, molecular function: peroxidase activity; heme binding. NCBI's taxonomy places the organism in Eukaryota, Viridiplantae, Streptophyta, Magnoliopsida, Rosales, Moraceae. The record is from RefSeq and is a predicted model, not a curated record. The transcript is spliced from 6 exons. Gene Ontology annotation, biological process: response to oxidative stress. Bases 1 to 621 code for a protein of 206 amino acids.
AUGCACCGUCAUGGGCAUAAUUUUAUCAAUCCAGAUGCAGAACAUGCAUUUGCUCAGAUGGAGGUGGAAAGAACCAUGCAGAUGACACAGUCUGCUGGGAAAGGUUCAUCCACGGCGGUCAAUGAGGAGGGGAUUAUAUCCCCAAGUCUUGGGAAAGCCAACAUGCUCCUCAGCGGAACUCUCUCCGCCGCCGCACUGUCGACCAUCAAAAGCAUCGUUGAGGCCGCUGUGGAGAAAGAAGGACGCAUGGGAGCUUCUUUACUUCGUCUCCAGUUCCAUGAUUGUUUUGUCAAUGGUUGUGAUGGCUCAAUACUUCUUGACUCAUCUGAGACCAUCGACAGUGAAAAGAACGCGAUUGCAAAUAUGAAUUUGGUGCGGGGAUUUGAGGUUGUGGAUGACAUCAAGAUCGCGGUGGAUAGCUGCUGUGGUGGCCCAAUUGUCUCCUAUGCUGAUCUCUUGGCCGUUGCUGAUCGUGAUUCUGUGGUGGCGGAUCCGACGAAGAUCUCCACAGAAGCUCAUUCGGCUGAUCUGACUGUCAGCCAACAAAGUGACAUCGGGGAUCUCUCGCCGAUCUUGCUCACAUCACCUUCAAGAAGAUGGAAGGAAUAUGAUUUCUACUGA